Molecule: messenger RNA, 905 nt
Organism: Peromyscus californicus insignis
Lineage: Eukaryota; Metazoa; Chordata; Mammalia; Rodentia; Cricetidae
Product: non-histone chromosomal protein HMG-17-like
Exons: 1
Coding region: 92-424 (110 amino acids)
Biological process (GO): chromatin organization
Cellular component (GO): nucleus; chromatin
Molecular function (GO): nucleosomal DNA binding
Source: RefSeq, a predicted model, not a curated record
UAAAACAAAACAACAACAAAAAUGGCAUUCAGUCAAUAGCAACUCAAAAUGACUUAAAAGUAGAGGAAGAAGCAGGGAGAAUGACUCCCAGAUGGACCAAACGUGCACCACUGCAUCCCCGUGUUCAGCGCCCACGUCCCCCGCAGCUGCCAUGCCCCAGAGAAAGUCUGAAAGGGAUACUGAAGGAGAGAAGGGCACGGUGAAGGGGGAGCCACAGAGAAGAUCUGCAAGGUUGUCUGCUAAACCUGCUCCUCCAAAGCCAGAGCCCAGGCCUAAAAAGGGCCCUACAAAGAAGGGGGAGAAGGCCCCCAAGGGGAAGAAAGAGAAAGUCGAUGCUGGUAAGGACACAAAUAAUCCUUCAGAAAAUGGAGAUGCCAAAACAGACCAGGCACAAAAAGCUGGAGGCGCUGGAGACGCCAAGUGAAAUGUGUGCAUUUUUGAUAACUGUGUACGUCUGGUGACUGCACAGUUUGAAAUACUAUUUUUUAAUCAAGUUUUAUAAAAAUGCAGAAUUUUGUUUUACUUUUUUUUUUAAGCUCUGUUGUUAGCACACAGAAUACUUCAUUGUUUUGAGAGGAAGGAACAUGUGUCACUAGCAAAAUGUCUCCCAAGCUGGAUUGAUGAUGGUCGAUGUUGGAAAACAUCUUUCCCUGAUACUUUUGAAAGACUCCUCUGGGCUCUCAGGGGAGAUGUCCUGGUAUUGACAUAUGUGACCACCGUGGCACAAAAUGCCAUGUGUGGGAAACUCUAAAUUCAUUUUUAUAGCCUCCUCCCCCGGCACCAUCAAAUCGACUUAACUCCCUUCAAACCAGAGACCUGUUGGAACCUGUCCCCCCAAAAUUGGUUUUGCCAAUCUAUUAUUGGGCAAUCUGGACUUGGCAGUGGUAUCACUGAGUGUCCUCAAA